UUUUUACUUAACAGUAUCCCUUUCGAUCCCGACACUUAUAUAUCUCACCCUCGGGAAGCUGCCUGAAACGUAGUGUUUUUGACAGUUUUCGUAGGAAAAUGUUACGAGCUUUUUGCAUCGCCAACAAACGGGGUGAAAUAUUAUUCAUCACGAUAUUUGAACCGCUGGUGACUAAAGCCAUCUUUGACCCUUUCUUGUCAGAACUGUCAUCAUCACCACAUGGAGAUCCACCACCAUUUUUUACUAAAGAAGAUCACAAAUACGUCUAUGUAUUUCGGGAUGACUUGUACUGGGCGUGUGUUGUCAGUCAAAAUUCCCUGACAGAUGAGUGUGGUCCACUGUUGAUGACAGAAAGUUUAAGUCAGCUUCACCAGGUUUGCUCGACUCUCUGCGGGGCAUUAACUCAACAUAGCAUCACAGCUAAUGCCACUUUGAUCAUGGAAAUAGUACAGGAAACUAUGAAUGGGGGCUUUGUUCAGAUGCAGACUGCUGACAAACUUCAAUCCUGCAUCUACAGUACAGUUGUGGCUCCAAAGGAAACAUCUGCCCUUACUUCAGUGCCAGGAUUGUGAUUCUGAACUACGUCUCAAGUUGACUAGCAAUACUGGAAUGGGCACAGUAUCACCACAGGUUACCUUCAAAACUGUUGCUCCUGUGUCUACAGCAGCUGUUAUGUCUCAGACGUCAGGCCCAAGAGAUCAAGUCAUACGAUUUUCACCCGAAGAUAAAACUUUGACGUGGACUAUCUCUCAGUUUCCUGGUGGCAGUUAUGCUCAGGCAUUUAUACGGCUUGUAGACUCUGGAGGAGAUGUCAGCAUAGAAGCUGGAGAGCUGGAAUUUGAAGUCUCAAGAUGGGUCUGUUCUGGAGUGAGAAUUGAACGCGUGAAGCUGAACCCACCUGUCGAUAACCUAAAUAAGUGGGUGCGAUAUCUUACGACGUCAGACAGCGUCAGCAUUCGAUUGAGCUGAAACAGCAGCUUUUAAGGUAUAUCCUCCCCAAAAAAUGGUGCUUUAUUAUUUAUUGCUUCAGUGUUAUUGAUAUUUUUUAUAAUAAAAGAAUAAUUGCA
This is a messenger RNA of Macrobrachium nipponense, 1067 nucleotides long. RefSeq names its product AP-4 complex subunit mu-1-like. Gene Ontology annotation, biological process: Golgi to lysosome transport; protein targeting; intracellular protein transport. Gene Ontology annotation, cellular component: cytoplasmic vesicle; clathrin adaptor complex; trans-Golgi network. The record is from RefSeq and is a predicted model, not a curated record. NCBI's taxonomy places the organism in Eukaryota, Metazoa, Arthropoda, Malacostraca, Decapoda, Palaemonidae.